AUGUCCAGGACCCCUGCUCCACUUGGUCCGUCGCCGCCACCUCCCCCAAAGGGGUGUACGUUGUUGCGGGAGAAUGUCUAUGAGGCCGGACGUCGCCACGACUUAGACGAGGUUCGUAAGCGACGGAAGCCCACGAUGGCACGCCACAAGGAACGCCUUGUGGAUCCACCGGUUGGGGCGAGUAAAAAGUACACGGUGGUGCUGGACCUCGAUGAGACCGUGGUGUAUGCGCGGGAGGGUCCUUUGUAUGCGCGGGCGUACCUGCACGAGUUGCUUCGUUCGAUUAAGGACAAGUUUGAGGUGAUUGUUUGGACGGCGGGGGAACGGGAGUACGCCAAAAACAUACUGGAGGAGAUCAACCAGGACCACAUCAUUCAGCACCUGAUAUACCGUCACGGGGCGUGGUUUUGCAGCGAGGACUACACAAAGGACCUGAAAAAGCUGGGACGCAACAUCGACUACGUCAUCAUCGUCGAGAACACCGCGGACUGCGUCCGGGCGAAUCCGCAAAACGGCAUCAUUGUGGAGGACUUCGAGGUGCCGUGCACGCCACCCGUGACAUCCCAGGAGAUUGAGGCGGCCACGCAAGGGGCGGACAAAACGGCUCCCCCCUCACCGCCUGCAUCGCCGCCCAUGCCCUCACAAACUCCGUCUUCUUCGGUCCCUGACACCCCUUCCUUGUCGCCGGCGAAGUCGAGGCGGCAAUUCACGGACCGCACCCUUCUCUUGCUGCAGGAAGUGCUGUUGGCGUUGGCGGAAAGUGGCGAAACGGUUCCCACAUUUCUCGCCAAAUGCCCAUUACUGACCCAGCAGCAGGUUUUGGGGUCGGAUGGGCAAAGUAUUCCGACGUACUACCUGGGAAAGCGACGCAAACGUGGAGCGCCCUCCACAUUAUCUCCGCAGAAACGCGUCGCUCGCAGCAAUGCUGCCUCCCGGCACAUUGCUGAGGAAAAGGAGGCGUCGAGCGCCCGUCUAGAGCGUAAGGAGAAAACUACCCAAAGGGGGCAGAAGUUGGGGAAGUAG
Molecule: messenger RNA, 1023 nt
Organism: Trypanosoma conorhini
Lineage: Eukaryota; Euglenozoa; Kinetoplastea; Trypanosomatida; Trypanosomatidae
Product: nuclear lim interactor-interacting factor
Exons: 1
Coding region: 1-1023 (340 amino acids)
Molecular function (GO): phosphoprotein phosphatase activity
Source: RefSeq, a predicted model, not a curated record